UAUACUAUUAUAUAAAUGCUUGUUUUGACUCCUUAUAGGUAUACAACUCAAUUCAAAAAUGAUCACUGUUUCUUUUUCAUUCUUUCUCUUUCUUUCUCCACUAUUUUAGAAAAGGAAACCGACUCUAGUAAAGAUUUUCAGAGGUGUAACAAAAUCAUUGUUCUAAAGUGAUUCUGUAAUUAUCUGAUAUUGUUCUUUAAUUUUGUCGGAAUUUGAUGUGAAGGAGUAAUUGAAGAAAUUCAAGGUUUGAAGGUGGCGAACCAAAGGGAUUCAGGAAAGUUGGUGAGGUUGAGUGAGGAAGAUGAGAAAGAGGAAGAAGCUUCGAGACAAGAUACUGGUUUGAACAACCAGCAAACUUUGCAGCAGUAUGGGUUGGGCCAGGCCCAAAAUGAAUGGGUCCAAGUCCAACAAGGAAGUGGUUUUUAUCCUAUGAAUAGGAUGAUGUCAGGUUUUGUUCCGGUAUCUUCUUCUAAUUCACCUCGUAUGUAUUCUUCUAGUGGCUCUGGUUCUGGUUCUAGUUCAUGGGUUGGACACAAAAGAGGGCGUGAAGAUGAUGUUUGUAAUGAUGCAGCCGUUGGUUCUUCUUCUCUUCAAGAUAUCACCACAGUUCAUAGAAACAUUGCUGAUUUCAGAUUACCUACUUCACAUGAAAACUCAUCAUCAGAACAAACUCCAACUAGAGCUACACCUUCAAGUGCAAGCAAUGCAACACAAUCUAGUGAAGCGGCGUCAACAAAUGAAGAAGAAACCGGAGAGAUAAGAAGAAGAUACCGAGGAGUUCGACAGAGACCAUGGGGAAAAUGGGCGGCAGAAAUUCGAGAUCCACACAAAGCAGCAAGAGUAUGGCUUGGAACAUUCGACACUGCAGAAGCUGCAGCAAGAGCUUACGAUGAAGCUGCAUUAAGAUUCAGAGGAAACAGAGCGAAACUCAACUUCCCUGAAAAUGUUACAGCGACUCAACAACGAACUUUUCCGACGACUUCAACCGUAUCUGUUUCUCCUGCAACAUAUUAUUCACCUGCGCCACCGCAAAUGCAGCCACAACAUCAACCACCACCGUUUGGUCAAUUUCAAGACUCUUCAGAUUUGUUAAGAGACUAUUAUCAUUAUUCUCAGAUUCUGAAAGGCUCCGGUGAUUUUCAAGGACUUGAGCAAUGGUUCUAUGAACCACAAAUGGCGGCGAUUCAUCUGUCUUCUUCGAUGUUAUCGCCUUCCCCGUCGCUUUCUUUGUCAUCUACUUCAUCUUCAACUACAUUUUCACCUUCCAGUCAAUUAUCCUCUGCUUCACUUCCUCUGUUUCCUGGUCAGCAAAUGGAGUUCUUCCGACAGCCGGAAGAUCACUCUCGUAGUGGAGGAUACGGUGGUGGUAGCUCCCAUUUACCACCUUCAACAUGGUCAGAUACUGGUGGCUAUCCUCCUCCACCACCACCUUCUUCUGGUUGAUAUAAUACAAUGAAAUAUUUAUAUCUUUAUCUAUAUUUAUAUUUA
Lathyrus oleraceus (garden pea) is the source of this 1488-nucleotide messenger RNA. RefSeq names its product ethylene-responsive transcription factor ERF110. Gene Ontology annotation, biological process: regulation of DNA-templated transcription; ethylene-activated signaling pathway. Lineage: Eukaryota; Viridiplantae; Streptophyta; Magnoliopsida; Fabales; Fabaceae. The transcript is spliced from 2 exons. Gene Ontology annotation, molecular function: DNA-binding transcription factor activity; DNA binding. The record is from RefSeq and is a predicted model, not a curated record. The coding region runs from base 430 to 1443 and encodes 337 amino acids.